This is a messenger RNA of Lycium ferocissimum, 546 nucleotides long. RefSeq lists its product as uncharacterized. NCBI's taxonomy places the organism in Eukaryota, Viridiplantae, Streptophyta, Magnoliopsida, Solanales, Solanaceae. The record is from RefSeq and is a predicted model, not a curated record. The transcript has 2 exons. The coding region runs from base 1 to 546 and encodes 181 amino acids.
AUGGACUUGGAGAUCAAGAUGAGGAAGAGAAAGAAGGUCGUGGAUGGCAGGCCUAGGAUCAAAUGGGGGAGUUUGACCAUAAUAGGUGCCCUGGAGAUGAGAGAGAAGUUGAGGGCUAUGGGAGCUUGGGAGAGUAGUGGGGAGGCGACCGACAUGUGGGAUAGGACGGCCAGUUACAUUAAGAAAGCAGCUAGAGAGGUCUUUGGGGAACUAGAGGACAAAAGCAUGGAUAAGAAGUUGUAUCAACUAGCCAAGGAGAGGGAGAGGAGAGCGUGUGACUUAGAUCAGGUAAAGUGCAUCAAGGACGAGGAUGGAAGGGUAUUGGUGGAGGACACUCUCAUUAGACAGAGAUGGCAGUCGUACUUCCAUAAACUCUUGAACAACGAAGGGGACAGAAACAUUGUGUUGGGAGAUUUAGAGUACUCCGAGAGGUGUCGUGAUUUUGGAUAUUGUAGGAGUAUAAAGAUUGAGGAAGUUAAGGAUGUUGUUCGUAGGAUGAGUAGGGGAAGAGCGACAGGGCUCGACGAGAUUCCUGGGGAAUUUUGA